CGCACGAUUCCAGGGUGAGCCGCGAUGCGCUUGCCCCUGCCCAUCUCAAGAGCGCCCGCGAUCUGUUCUUUCCUGCGAGAUUUCUCCACUGCGCUAAGGAAUGCGGCCGUGGAGCAAGGGCAUUUCCACGAAAGGAAGAACAAGUCGACUUCCAUCUGCGAGAAGCGAUGCGAAAAUCUCGAGUCAAAGAAAUUUAGCGAUCCAUCUCUUCCCAAAUCAUCUUCCCGGAAGAAGAUCAACAACAGAGAAGCUCGACAAGCUUACCAAGAAACGCUCGACUCCGGCACCACUCCGCCUCUCGCCACCUCCAUCGCCGCUCUCAAAGCCUGCCGCUCCAUCCGGGAUCUAGAUCGAGGCUCGAGAAUCCACGCCGAGCUAGUCCAUCUCCACGGCGAUGGGAGAAACCUCCACACCGGCAUAUGGAACGCUCUGGUGGAAAUGUACGCGAAGUGUGGCAGCAUCGCCACAGCCCGCCAGCUCUUCGAGACAAUGCCGGUGGAGCGAGGCUUGGAUUCCUGGAACGCGCUCAUCGAGGGAUACGCUCACACUGGCAAAGGAGUCAUGGCCUUGGAGAUCUUCCACCGGAUGGAGAAAGAAAACGAUCGUCACAUCAGACCAGAUGCUAGGAGUUUCAUCGCUGCGAUCACUGCUUGCUCGAGCAUGGCCACCAGUGAAGAUCAUGGGAAGAUGGCGAGCCUGGAGAGAGGGAGAGCUCUCCACGCAAAGCUCUCCAGUUUGAAUCUCGAGAGAGAUCCAUCCGUGGCGAGCGCGCUGGUGGAGAUGUAUUCCAAGUGUGGAAGCAUGGCUGAUGCAAGGAAAGUCUUCCUGGGCGAUCGUCGCAACGCGCUGGCGUGGACGGCACUGAUCCUGGGCUACGUCCAAUCCGGCGAGGUGGCUGCGGCGGUUGAGUUCUUUGAUCGGAUGAGACGGCACGGGCUCGCGAUCAAUCGCCGGGCGAGCGUGGCGGCUAUCGGAGAUUGCGCCAUCGCUGCUGCCAAGGAGAAGAAGAUCCCAUCGAGGGCGGUGUUCUUGGAUCGAGGACGGGUGAUCUAUGGCUUCCUCGCGGCGACCGGCGACGAUCUGGAUGGAUUCGCGGCCACUGCGAUGGUGGACCUGUGCGCCAAGUGUGGGAGAAUGGACGAGGCGAGCACAAUCUUUGAGAGGAUCGAUCGCAAGAGUGUGGCGGCGUGGACGACGAUGGUGAUGGGGUAUGCGCAGUGCGACGAUGGCCAACGAGCUCUUGCGGCAUUUGCGAGGAUGAGGAGCGAGCUUUCGGCGAUCGAUGCGCGGGCUUACGUCGCGGGGAUCAAGGCUUCCAUCGCCGCGGGAUCCAGUGAGGAAGGGAAGAGAUCGAUGAAUGGGACAGUGGUGAAGGCCGCGAGCGUGGAGAGGAUCGCAGCGAUCCACACGCAGCUCGCCAGGGAUGGAUUCGAGACCAAUCUCUUCGUCGCCAGCGCGCUCAUCGAGGGCUACUCGCGAGCUGGAUCGGUGGCGGAGGCGAGAGGGGUGUUCGAUAGGCUGCCCCGGCGGGAUCUCGUGGCGUGGAACGCGAUGAUCGCUGGCUACGCCCACGCCGGCGAUGGCGAGAUCGCGCUGGAGCUCUUCCACCGCUUGGUCCAGCAGGAAAGAAUGGAGGCCAGCGCGCAGAGCUUCAUCGCAGCACUCAAGGCGUGCGCCAGCCUCGCAGAUCUGGCGACCGGGAAGAAGAUCCACGCGAUGAUCCGUGCCGGGCGGCUCAAGAACAGCACGGUGGUGGCGAAUUCCCUCAUUGGUUUCUAUGGAAGGUGUGGAGAGAUGGAAGAAGCUCACAGGAUCUUCGACGCCAUUGCCAGUGGUGAGAGAGACUCCGUGACUUACAACGCGCUCAUCGCCGGAUACAGCCACCAGGGAUCGCGCGAGGAUCGCGUCUUCGAGCUCUUCGACCGGAUGAUCGAGCGAAAGAUCCCGCCGACGAGCCCUACCUUCUUCUCGAUCCUCACCUCGUGCAGCCGCGCCGGGCUCGUGGACAAGGGCCGCGAGUUCUUCCUGGCAAUGGAGCUCCACCACGGCAUAGCUCCAAAGAUCGAGCACUACGGCUGCAUGGUGGAUCUCCUGGGGCGAGCGCGGCACCUGGGCGAUGCGCUCGCGACGAUCCGGGCGAUGCCGCUGGAACCCAACGCGAUGAUCUGGACGACGCUGCUGGGCGCGUGCUCCAAGUGGAGGAACACCGAGAUCGGGAGGGUGGCGUUCGAGGAGCUCGUCAAGAUCGACGCUGGCGACGGCGCGGCGUACGCUCUCAUGGCGAAUGCGUACGCUGGCGCUGGAAUGUGGGAGGAAUCCAUGGCGAUCCAGGCCAUGCGGAGGAGUGCGGGAGCUUUCAAGCAAGCUGGAGAAAGCUGGUGGAUCGACGAGGGUGGUGGCGUGCACAGGUUUUGGGCCGGGGAUUGCAGCCAUCACCCGCAGGGCGAGAUGAUCGUGGCAAAGGUGGCGGAGUUUAUGGCCAAGAUUUGCGAUCAUGGCUUCGUCCCGGAUUUGAGGUGUGCCUUGCGGGGCGAAGAGAUGGCCGAGGGGGAUAGGAGGGAUGCCUUGUGUGGGCAUAGUGAGAGGUUUGCUAUGGCUUGCGCGCUCGUCAACUUGAAGGGUGAUGAGGGUGCCAUUCGGAUUGCCAAGAACUUGAGGGUUUGCGAGGAUUGUCACGCUGUGACUGCUUUAGUUUCGAGGGUUGAGAACAGGAGUGUGGUGUGCAGGGAUUCGAGCAGGUUUCAUGUGUUUGAAAAUGGGAAAUGCUCUUGUGGAGGGUUCUGGUGAACAAGAAGAAAUUUUUACUAUGUAUAUGGAUGCUGGCUGAGGAACCGCUCAAGAAUUGCAAGAUCAAUCAAGGGGAUGCUGAGGACUUUUUAAGACAUGCUUAUCGAUGCUGGGGUAAGCUUCCAUUUUUUCUUUACAAUGGAGGUUCUGUGUUUUGCAUGCACAAUGUAUCUCUUUUGCCACAUCGUGAGGAUGUGGGUUUACGACAGACCUUGUCAAGAUCCCACUGGAAGGAGGGCCCUUCACACUUCACUGAUUCUUGACAAUCCUCCUCCAGAGCUCCUUGCAGCUCUUACUCUUCCAGAGGAAUGUUCUUGAGCAAAGUUAUGUCUCUUAUUUAUUUCUUUAAAAUUCAAGAAAAUGCUUCUCUAA
Molecule: messenger RNA, 3159 nt
Organism: Selaginella moellendorffii
Lineage: Eukaryota; Viridiplantae; Streptophyta; Lycopodiopsida; Selaginellales; Selaginellaceae
Product: pentatricopeptide repeat-containing protein ELI1, chloroplastic-like
Exons: 2
Coding region: 25-2787 (920 amino acids)
Biological process (GO): RNA modification
Molecular function (GO): zinc ion binding; protein binding; RNA binding
Source: RefSeq, a predicted model, not a curated record